AUGGCCCCGCCCUGGCUGAGCCGCUUCGCACUCAUCUCCAGCGUCGUCGCCGCGUCCGCCAUCGUGCGCCGUAGCGCCGCGCUGCGCUCUCACCUCGCGCGAAUUCUCGGUGUGACGCGGUGGCACGUGCCACGCGUCGAUGGUGUGAUCGAGGCGGACGUGGCAAUCGCCGGCGCAGGCUUGGGCGGGUUGGCGCUGAGCGCUGCGCUCCGCCGGCGAGGGUUUCGGGUCGUCGUUCUGGAGCGCGCUGCCGCGGCGCGCUACACCAGUCAGGGCACGAUUGCGCUCUGGCCCAACGGGCUGGCGGCAUUGGAGGCGGCUGGCGGGGCUCGGCUGCCAGCCGCGGUCUCCAAGCGGGGAGUGGCCGUCGAAGCAACCGAGAUUCUGAACUGCGGCCUCCACGGCAGCGAGAGCACGCGGCGCAUCGAGGUUGGGUCACACGGCGUCAGCGCCUUUUUUAUACCGUGGGCCAAGGUUCAACAGGAGCUGAUGGCUGCGGCGGAGGAGGGCGAGGCUGUGGGCGGAGCCGUGCGAGGGCCGUGGCUUCUGGAGUCGUGGACCUUGGACGGGAGGGGCGUGCUCGGUGCCCUGAGCAGCGCGCUGCGCCGGUGGCGAUCCCCGCCCUGGCUGAUGUGCUCUCACGAGGCGGCUGGCUUUGCGGAGGACGCGGAGGCUGUGGAGGUGCAAGUGGCGGGAGGAGCGCCCGGCGCGGCGCCCCGUGUCGCCGUCCGCGCGUCGUUGCUCGUCGGGGCGGACGGCCUUUUUUCUCGCGUGCGGGCGGCGUUGCAGGGCAGCCCCGGCGGGGGCGUCGACCUCGAGCGGAUCAAGGACUACAGCACGACCAACUGGAACGGGAUCGUGCGCCACGCCGCCAUCCCCGGCCCACGGGUGGUGCCCCGAGGUGAGAUAUAG
Emiliania huxleyi CCMP1516 is the source of this 912-nucleotide messenger RNA. RefSeq lists its product as hypothetical. Bases 1 to 912 code for a protein of 303 amino acids. NCBI's taxonomy places the organism in Eukaryota, Haptophyta, Isochrysidales, Noelaerhabdaceae. Gene Ontology annotation, molecular function: FAD binding. The transcript has a single exon. The record is from RefSeq and is a predicted model, not a curated record.